AAAUCAAAUCUUCACAACAGUUAGGGGGGGCAGCUAUGUGUAGAGCAGAGCCAAUCAGCCUGCAGCAGGUGUGAUAAUGAAGCUGGCAGGUGAGCUGUGACAUCAGAUCCACGGGUUUUCCUGCCGGGUUCCACUUUUCUCGGGUUUUGCUCUUCCUGUUGUCUGGUCAUGUCGGCUUUUCUCUGGCUUCUCUGGAGGCUGUUUCAUGUCACACUUGGAGGCCCGGUUCUCCAUCCGACGUCGUCAGAGGAGAUGAUGCCUGCUAUGAACAGCGUCCCCAUCCCUUCAUCCUACCGCCUGCCAGUUUUCCUGCACGCAUCGAUGCCGCUGGUUCCACCGGAGCUGUUCCGACCAGUUCCGUACGGAGGGCCUCUGCCCGCCGGGCUGGCCGGGCUGCUCGUCCCCCCGCUGCGCCAACAUAAGAGCAUCCCGGAUAAGGUGGCACGCGCUGUGGAGGCUUGGUGCGGCACAGAGAAAGUGUCAGUCCGCGUGGACCGCUUCCUGCUGCGUGCCUGGAACGUGCCAUCCCUGUUCCGGAUAGGCUCGUGCACACCGAGCGAAGUGACAUCCCGGUACUUGUACUUCCAGUACGGACUGCUGGAGUGUGGCGGAAAAGUUCAGGUUUCUGGUGGUCAGCUGGUGUAUUCUUACCUGUUGAACUACACUCCUCCCUCACAAGGCUAUGUCAUUAGAGUUUUUCCAAUUAAUCUUCCUAUCCACUGCUAUUAUAACAGGUUUCAUUACUCUUACAAAGUUGGUUAUAGACCACAAGUCCAACACACAACUUUUCUGAGGAGUAUCAAGAGUAAACUAACUUUCAGCCUUACUGUCUGUAAUGCCCAGUGGGAGCCCCUUUCUCCAGGUCAUACGUUCUAUUUAGGAGAGCAAGUUUAUUUUUUGGCUCAAGCGGGAACUCUGUUGGCUGGAGAGAGGCUUUAUGUGGAUUCCUGUCAAGCCACAAGUUCUGAAGAUCCAAGCAGCUUGCCUAAAGUGGAUAUCAUCACCAAUUACGGUUGCAUGACAGACAGCAGGAGGGAGGGCAGCAGUUCUCAGUUCCUGUCAGGAGGUGGCAGUGUGGUGAAGUUCUCAGUGGAUGCCUUUCUGUUUAGAGGAGUCUCACAAGUGCAGCACCUCCACUGUACACUGUCAGUCGGUCUGAGCACUUCAAGCAUCGCAAAGUCCUGUAACUUCAACAAGGCAACUGGCAGGUGGGAAGAAAUGUUGACUUCCCCCACAGUGUGUUCCUGCUGUGAUUCUGUGUGCACUGACACAGACAUGUCUGUGAAGAACCAUGUCAGAAGUUCAGGCUGGCUUGUUGAUCAAAAGUUGGAGAAGCCUACUGCAAGACAGAGAUCUUUUGAAGCUGAGGAAAGAGAAUAUUUGGAUCAAAAAGUGACCAAUAAAGACAAUGUGGAAGAUAGUCGGGCUUUUCCACAGGACAGAAGUGGUUUUAAAGAUGAAAAGUCUGUUGCUGGCAGAAUAGAAUGGAGACAGGUGGUGAUCCUGGGACAGGAAAAGGCAGAAGAGCAGACUGAGAAAAAAGCCAGGAACCUGAAAAAUGAAGACGGUGAGCUGAAAAUGCUUCCAACACACAUGUCAGAUGAAGCUAGAUCACACAAUGAAACUGCUCAGGCUGGGGAGGAGGGGUUAGAUUUUAGAAAUUCUGUGUCUAGGUUAGCCAUUGUCAAUAAAAGCUCAGAUGCUUCAGGUACACAAGAAAAUGGUAGUUAUGGCAUAGAGUAUAAUCCAAGCACUCAAAGUUCUUCUGGUAAUGUUUCUUCUUCUGAAGAUGCCAUCACUACUCGUUGUCCACAUAGUCACAGUGUUAGUUGUACGAAUGCUUAUAGUGCCUCCCACAAGGAAAAACAUAAUUAUAAUGAGGGACAUGGCGCAAUAUCUAGUGCUGUUGGUAUUGAGGAGUUUAGCUCUGUUAAUGUCAGAAAUAGUUCUGUUAGAUUGUCACCUCAGGUUAUACCUGAGGUGGAUUUAGACUUGUGGUCAAAAUGGGUCAAAUGUGUUGAUAAAUCGGCUCUGACCACAACUCGCCACACACCAGUCCGAGCAACAGAAUCUGUAAGCGGUAAUGGAUUGGAUGGAGAUGCUGAUCUACUGGUCAAAGGGUUACCGACAGGACACACUCAUCUACGUUUGCUCAGGAACCUGAUUUGUAAUGAUGGGAAGUUGGAUGUUACUUCUGGCUCUACAGACCAAACUCUUCCUCAGACUCUACUACCAGCUGAAGGAAAGUUAAAAGAUUCUGGCACCAGAACAACACUUCCUAGUUUUGGUUCUGUUUCCAUUAAAUCAGAGCAAACUCAUGAUCUCGACCCCAAGCAUUCUGCCAUGGUAACGGUGACUACUUCCUUUCAGGACUCUAACAGCAGUCCUUUGAUUGACAAAGGCUGGGCUGAGGUGGUGCCAGAAUGGGUUGUGCAACAUUUGGCUUUUCUUGUGCAAAAAACAACUCGGGUUGUAAAGAAUUAGUCACAGACUUGUUCACCAGUCCUAUCAUUGCCACAGAGUUUUUAGGUAUCAUGUUGACAAAUAAAACUUCUACACGAAAGGAAAAGUUAGGUUGUCAUUUUAGGAUAAAUAUUUAACUGUGUAGAAGCCUUGGUUUGAGAGAACCUUGUUACCAGUCAGUCUUAUCUAGACUUUGGAAUAUUGCAUUAAAGCAGUCUGAGUCCAUAAAUGUUUCUUCUUUCUGGAGCCCAUAUCUCAGUUAGUGAAAUUCCUUAACUGAGAUACGAGACUAUAAAGUAAAACUUGUGGUAGCCUUUCAUAAAACAACUUUCUUGGAACUGGACUCAACAGAGUAACUGGAGAAAUAAGACAUUUACUAGCUGUAUGACUGGACAAAAUGUUGAUUAAAUUUCAAGCUGAUCGGUCCCUACC
Molecule: messenger RNA, 2895 nt
Organism: Poecilia latipinna (sailfin molly)
Lineage: Eukaryota; Metazoa; Chordata; Actinopteri; Cyprinodontiformes; Poeciliidae
Exons: 8
Coding region: 169-2484 (771 amino acids)
Biological process (GO): egg coat formation; positive regulation of acrosome reaction; binding of sperm to zona pellucida
Cellular component (GO): extracellular matrix
Molecular function (GO): acrosin binding
Source: RefSeq, a predicted model, not a curated record